AGGCACACUUGCAUGGGGAAAACUGUAAGCUCAUUCUCACAGGGUAGAGAAAAGUAUCGUCCUGAUUUCUAGCAAAAAUGUACGUGUCAGUUAAACGUAAUCAGUUUAAACUUUCAGAAUAAAGAAAGACGCAACACAAACCUAACACGGUAGUCAGUUUUCUGAUAGAGUUUAAGCUGUUCAGCGUGCUGACCUGCCAUUUGAAACUGGUAUCUCCGUGAAGACAAGUGGUUCCAAAUAACGAAAUUUUUUUUUAAACCAAGUUUAAUAGAUUCGUUUAUAAUCACUGAAUUUGCUAUACGUCAAAAUGUGGGUAUGUCAAAUGUUCCUAGUAAUUAUGAUAAUCGUGGCUGCCACAGGUGGUGUUCCGAUCGAACCUGAUCAGGACGAGACAGUCCCGCCAAUGACUGAAUUUUCGAAUAAGGGUACAAUUGAACCUAUUAGAGAACUCACGAAGAAAGAUACCAAGAAAUUAGAUAAAAAAGCUAAGUGGGGAGAUACGAGUCUUCAGUAUCAUAGUGGUGAUUCUGAGGGAAAGUUUGUGUUUGGGUACCAUGCAAACCACAAGGACGGCGGGUCUUUCCGGAGGGAAAGCUCUGACGCUGACGGCAAUGUUAUUGGUUCUUACGGGCUUAGAGCUGCUGACGGGCGGAUCCGGAUCGUUAAUUACUUUGCCAAUGACCGAGGUUUCAACGCUGAAAUAAACACCAAUGAACAAGGCGUAGAUUUAGCCAGUGCUGCUAAUACACUAGUGGUUAAAGGACAUACAGUAGGUGGACCCGCUGAAAUCGGAACUUUCAUCCCUGGAGCGAAAACUGUUAUCCUCUUUUAUAGCAACGUUCCACCUUUUCUGGAAGCGUUAGGCACUCCGGAUUCUGAAGAGACCAAUCUAUAACACUCAUGUUAAAGCUUAAGCUGAAGAAAAUGUAUUUAUUUUUCUACCUGUUCUUACUGGAUUUCUGGAGAAAAGUAAAUGCCAAUCCUAAACAGGAUUUGAAAUGGGGUAUAUGCUUAAACUUAAUUAAUUGUAGUAACAUUACAUAGUGUACUUUGAAAAUAAUAACAAUAUUAACUUUACAACUUAAUGUUAAUUGAUUAGAUAAAAAAAAUCAAAGUGUAAAUACUAACUACGUAUACAUAUCAUUAUAACUGCAUCUUUCAGUAGAAGGAAACAGGAAAUCUCCUGAAAAGAAAUUAAUUCAUGUCACAAAACAGAUUCUUUUCUAACAGUAUACGAUGAGAAAAAUAUUGGAAAGUAUAAAAAACUCUUUAACCCAACUUCGUUAUAUGAUAUUUGGACAUGGUGGGUGGGUGUUGUCAAAAACCCUGACACAACUGGGAAUUUAACUUACUUGACAGAACUUCCAGUAAAGACAAAAGUUAGUAAGAUUCCGAGAAUCCAAGGUAUGACACCCAGUACUUGGUACAAUGUACGCAUUAGUCAAUGAAUAAAAAUGAAAGCAAAAAUAUCGAGGUGUAUUAAACCAGAAACACAAGGAGAGGUAAAUAAUAAUCGGAUUAUUAAAAAUAAUAUUCGACAAUCAUUAGGCUUCACAACCCUUUCUCAAAUAAUGUACACAACCUGAGAGAUCGCUGUUUGAUAAAUGAAAGUUUUGUAAUCUUAACACAAUUUUAAACUGACUUAUAUAUAUUUAUAUUAUUUUGAAUUGGUUUAGACUGUUCACCUAAGUAUUGUUAUAAACUGUUUUAUGAUUACAAGAGGAGGUUGCUAUAGCAACAAAGAGAAACUUAUAGCUGUAUAGUGACAAAAGAGGUCUGCAAUUGUGAUGAUAUUCAGAAGCAUGACUGGUUGAAUGGUAAAGUUCGUAUAAUUCAGCAAAUUCAAGGGCAAACUUUAUGAAAACGACCAUAAGAUUUCAAGGAAAAACUAAAGCAUGACUAAACGUGGUUAAAUGGUAAAAUUUAUAUAAUUCAGCAAAUUCAGGGUCAAACAUUACGAAAACGACCAUAAGACUUAAAGCUAAAAACAAAAUAAAAACACUGGGAGUGGUAUAGAGUACUUCCCAAGAAUGUGGUCUUUUUCAUAUUGUUGUUAUCUUUACGUCAAUUAGCAUCAAAUGAGUUGAACAAAAAUGAAAGCCGAAUUUCAAUCUUAUUUCAAUAAAUAAUGUAAUAAGUAUCAAGAAUAGCGUUUAAUAUCGCAUGGCCUUUUUUAUUAGUUACGAAAGCAGUUAAAUUUCUCUUACUUUUUACGUCAUUGUUUCUCUGAUAAUUUUGUAUUCUCUAGUAAAAAGGUGAACCAGACUUCACAAAAAAACCAGCAACAUUAAAAAUCAGUAUUUUUGAAUUAAACUUGUAAGUACGUCUAUAAUACAGAUAAAAUCUCCUAUGUCAUGAAACCAAUCUAACUAUAUUUUAGGUAGUUUUAGAAUUGUUUCCAACUAUGUUACUUUUUUUUUAUGUGGAUUUUCGACA
Limulus polyphemus (Atlantic horseshoe crab) is the source of this 2436-nucleotide messenger RNA. RefSeq names its product cuticle protein 14-like. Gene Ontology annotation, cellular component: chitin-based extracellular matrix. The transcript has 3 exons. The record is from RefSeq and is a predicted model, not a curated record. The coding region runs from base 308 to 895 and encodes 195 amino acids. NCBI's taxonomy places the organism in Eukaryota, Metazoa, Arthropoda, Merostomata, Xiphosura, Limulidae. Gene Ontology annotation, molecular function: structural constituent of chitin-based larval cuticle.